This is a messenger RNA of Hippocampus comes (tiger tail seahorse), 5650 nucleotides long. RefSeq names its product ring finger protein 144aa (gene rnf144aa). The coding region runs from base 530 to 1417 and encodes 295 amino acids. The transcript has 9 exons. Gene Ontology annotation, biological process: protein ubiquitination. The record is from RefSeq and is a predicted model, not a curated record. NCBI's taxonomy places the organism in Eukaryota, Metazoa, Chordata, Actinopteri, Syngnathiformes, Syngnathidae. Gene Ontology annotation, molecular function: zinc ion binding; ubiquitin-protein transferase activity.
UGUUCUAAGCGUCCUCUCAGCAAGCAGCAAACAGGAAACCUCUUCUGCACACCGACUAUGGCGUCCCAGCAAUGGGCACAUUUCCUAUUGAGGUUGGCAGCAGCAGGCGACGGUUAGAGACAUUGGCGAACAUUGCGCACACUUGACGGAACCGAGAGACGAGCGCUGCCACUGCCGCCGUUGUUGUUUUCACAAACAAGCCUGACUCGCAAGAAAAUCGUUAUUACCAGGCAUCGUACGUAUCUGCAAGGGGCGACGAUAUAUUAAGGAGCUGUUUUGUCAGUUUGGAGGCGACUGUUUUCUGAUACCGAUGUUCCUCAACCGGGCACACAAGGACCAUGGAUGGGCAUCAGCCCGCCUGAAAUAACCCCACAAACCCCCAUCUUACUCGGUUGGCUGGACGUGUUUUUCCCCUCCUUCUAAAUCCAAUUGAGGAGAUCAUCUCCACGUCCCCCUGCUCCUCCGCCUGCUGAGGUUUCACACCAUCACGACGGCGUCAUCCCAGGGAGCCAGCUCUGUGGCGGCGAAGAUGACCGCGUCACGGUACCGUCCCACAUGGGAGCUGGCCGUGGACCCCCUCGUCUCAUGUAAACUGUGCCUUGGAGAGUUUCCCGUGGAGCAAAUGACCACCAUCACACAGUGCCAAUGUAUCUUUUGUACACUGUGCCUGAAGCAGUAUGUGGAACUAUUGAUCAAAGAAGGCCUUGAAACUGCAAUUAGCUGUCCAGACUCAGCCUGUCCAAAAAGAGGGCACUUGCAGGAAAAUGAGAUUGAGUGCAUGGUGGCCACGGAAAUGAUGCAGAGAUACAAGAAGCUUCAAUUUGAAAGAGAGGUGCUGUUGGACCCUUGUCGGACGUGGUGCCCGUCCUCGACCUGCCAGGCUGUGUGCCAACUGAAGGAGGCCGAUUCACAGGCACAGCCCCAGUUGGUCCAGUGUGCCGUUUGCACACUUGAAUUCUGUUCGACCUGCAAAGCCAACUGGCACCCUGGUCAGGCCUGCUUGGAGAAGAAUCUUCCCAUUACCGCUUUCCUGCCAGGAGAGAACAGCUCUUUCUAUAAGAAUAAUGAGGACGACGCCCCCAUCAAACGCUGUCCGAAAUGCAAAGUGUACAUCGAACGGGAUGAGGGCUGUGCGCAGAUGAUGUGCAAGAACUGCAAGCACGCCUUCUGCUGGUACUGUCUGGAAUCCCUUGAUGACGACUUCCUCCUGAUCCACUAUGACAAAGGGCCUUGUCGAAACAAACUGGGCCACUCCAGGGCGUCUGUUAUCUGGCACAGAACACAGGUGGUUGGGAUCUUCGCUGGGUUUGGCUUACUCCUGCUGGUCGCCUCCCCCUUCCUCCUCCUGGCCACGCCCAUUGUCCUGUGCUGCAAGUGCAAGUGCAGUAAAGGCGACGACGACCCUUUGCCCACCUAAACGCCACCACCAAGAGCCGAUCAUGUGGAAAGCCGCUCAAGGGAUGGCCCGUGUUCAUUUUGAUCCCCCCAGCCCCAUCUGCCCUUCUUGUCACACUGAUCUUCUUCUCCUCAUACCAGCUUUGAGUGCAUCAUUUUUGGGGGCUGAGCCUGCACGAAGCCCAGGCUGCUUUGCGAUCCAUCCCUCUGCAUGGCAAAUAAGCGAGUUGACAGUGUGGCCCUGAAGAGAGGAGUGCAAGGUCAAAGACCCCACACGGGUCAGACUCGUCAUAAAUUGGUGGUUUGGGGCAGCAAGUCUGCGCCGCUUUAAGUGCUUUUGUUGUCAGUGGAAUAUCACAAACAUUAUGAGAGUGUUUCUCUUGUAUGGACAAUGAACUGCUCUUGUCUUAUUGUACUCAACUCAAGUCCCCCCCCCCAUCCCCCGCUCCUCCCACCACAUCACCCGAUGUAGCUCUACAGGUUCAGACCAGUAGCAUUUGAGGCGCACCACGCAUGUUCGGUGUUCACUCAAUUUGCACACAUCAACAUGAUUUGUUUGUCGUGUUGAUGGUUGAGGUAGAGACUACUUCGCUCAGAUCAGUACAGCGCGUCCCCUUGGAUGAUGUCAUUGUUUUAUAACCUUGCGCUUUUAAUAGAACUGAGUCGUGUCUACUGUACGUACUGUCUUGUACUUUGAACAACCUUUAAGGAACGCGUGUUUAUUAAAGGGGGUCGCCGCUCCUCCGUGCACACGCAUCAUGGUAGAGUGGCCCUCCCCUUUUUUCAAAUUCCGUGCUGACUCACUGAUAAGCCAAUCAGAGGACUUUCUUUUUUUUUAAAUCUGUGUUUCUCUCGAAGAGAUGUCUCUCCUUUAAUACACCAACUCCCCAAGUGGUGGUCUAGCCAAAACAGAAACGGAUAGCCUUAGGAUUGACAAUAGCCAAAAGCAGCCAUUUCCCCCCACGUGUGGUAAAUCCAAAUAUAUAAUCCCAGGGAAAAUGUGUACAAAGACCUUUCAGAGUGUCUGUCAAAAAAUCUGUGUUCUGAUGAUUCUAUGAUGUCAUUCACGUGUCACUCUGUUAAUAGCCAUAAUUGUUCCGGUUGGGGGCGGGGGGAGCAAGAACUUUUUUUCCUUAAAUCUUCACAUCCAUUCAACCAUCACAGCACCCAAUCAGAUCUCCCGCUCAUGGACAUUUAAUAUUCCAAAUUGCAAACUUGCAUAUAUGUUAGUGGUCCGAGUGUUAAUGUUUUGUCUUGUUGGUAGUUUUGACCUCCAGCAACAAGCAGCUACUCCCCUAAGGGGAGCAACAGAACAGCCUGUACAGUUGAUAGAAACGAAUGUUCCAUUUUAGGGCACCUUACUAUAAAGCUGCUCUGCGAUAUCACUUUAUCUAUGCAAGUUUGUACAUUCCUCCUCAUUUUUAAUCGUCAUUGAUUGACCACCAACAACAAGUACAGUACUAUUACACAAGAACGCUGCAGAAUGUCACCAUACGUUUUGAACAUCAUUCAUUCAUUUACUUGGAAUAAAUUUGAAAUACCGUAUUUCCUCCUCUUUUCCCCUUCAGGAGAAAAAAAAAGAAAAGUAAAAAGAUGUGCGGCUAGUUAGUAACGUGACAGGCAGCAUUACCACACCACAAACUGCCUCCAGAGCAGAAAUGCUAUAUGUAAUGGUGGAGUGUAAUAGUUUAACCUUUCACCCUUGACCCAAAGCAAAUUUUCAUGGGUGGGGAAAUACGGUAUGGAUGUUUUGUAUCAGCUUUUCUAUGCUGUAGUUGAAUUUAUCAUACAUCGGUUUCGAUGAGUUUAGUUUGCCACAUUAUUGUAAUCCCAGCAAAGUGACCUGGCCCAUUGGUACGUUGUUGAUUUUAAAGUUUGGUUGAUUGAACAUCCUUUUCACAACAUAGUAUCUUGUGAGCCAACUCUCAAAUAAUCAUCUACAAACUUUCAGGAAUCUGUGCAUGCAAACUUGAGAACCCAUAACUUUGGAUAACGCCCUAUCCAUUUUUUCAAAGGUAAUGCAGAUCAUGCCAAAGUAGCGAAAGUCAAAGGUGAGAUCACCCCUCCCCACCCAUCCACCCAAAAAAAGUUGUAUGUACUUCAUAUUUUUGUGUAAUAUGUUUGAUAUGGAAAAUAUUGAGUACCGUAUUUUCCGCACUAUAAGCCACUUCGGAGUAUAAGGCGCACCUUCAACGAAUGGCCUAUUUUAAAACAGUUUUCAAAUAUCGGGCGCACCACCUUUUCAGGCGCAUAGAAUAGAAGCUACAAUUGUGGCUGCGGUUGUGAUACGCACCCACUAGAUGAGCUACGCUAAAGGCAAUGCAAUACAAUACUGAUUUAUUUAUAUAGAGGUCUCACAACCGCUGUAGCUGUCACAAUGCGCGUUACAGAACAUUUAAAAUACUACGUCCAAGAAAUCAGAAUACUGAUCCAUAUAUAAGGCACAUCGGAUUAUAAGGCGCACUGUCGGCUUUUGAGAAAAUGGAAUGCUUUUAGGUGUGCCUUAUAGUGUGGAAAAUACGGUAAAUGCUAAAACAUUUUGGGUGUUCGAACUACACCCUAAAAAUAAAUAUUCAGAAUGAUGAAAUAUAAAACAUUGACGUCAACUGAGUUAAUAGCAUUUAUUUUGCAAAAAAAUAUGUAAAUAAUAAUAAUGGAAUAGAGAAAUAUUGAAGUGCAGCAAGUUCUCAAGGAGUUGAGUGAGUUAAGCGAUGCUGCUCAGGGCAAAACCCUAUUGCUCUACUGAUUUGGAAUUAUGCAAGAUACAGGAAUUGUGAUCACUUUGCUGGGAUGACAUGCACAUACACUAUUGUCCCGCCUAAAUUUCAUCUCUGGUUUUACAAUUUUUGCGAACAUACUCCGAGAUUCCCACUCUUGCAUUACAAUAAUGCACUAGUGUUAACCAUCAUUCUGGUGGAGUUCAUGUAGCAUCGAGUUCAAAAUGUGUCUACGGUUUCCGUACAUUAACAAGCAAAAAAACAAAACAAAAAAAACAGGUCACAUGUUCUAUAACGGUAGCUAUUUUAAGCUUGAAAGUAGCUCAAACAUCUGCAGCUCCCUUUUUGUCCUCACAGAUGGAUCGUUCGUCGCCUUAAGUUCGUGUAGCACUUUUUACUACAGUGUAUGUAACAUAUUUGGUAAAACAUUUUUCAGCCGUCACGUUGUGGUUCCUGCCCCUGAAAGUGAUUUGAUUCUGGAACUUUGUUUUUUGUUUUUAUUUUCACGACAAUCGUGCCAAGCAGAUUUGCUAUAAAGAAGGGCGAAGUUGUCUACUGUAUGUGCAUUUUGACUCUGUAUUUGUAAUGUAAUACCAAUUUUUACAGGGUGGAAAUAUUCUCAUGCUUCUUUAAUGUGAGCGCUGCACUGUAUUGGGGUUUAGUUGUUCAUAUGGAGGUGUCAUUUGUGUUCUUCUGGUGCCUGGUGUUUUUAAUGGCGAUAGCUUUCUUAAAGAUAAUUUGCUUGUUGGUUGUUGUUUUUUUUCUCUUUUUUUGUAUGUAUCAGGGUUGGUGAAAAAUUAAAAAAUACAUUUUGGAUUAUUCCAAUACAAGAAAUACAUGUCACAUUUCCAAGUUGAGCAGGCAUCAAUGGCGUCAAAUAAAAUCCUGGCCAUUUCCAGAGACAUUGUUUAUUGUUCAUUGCUAAAUUUUCAUACUUUUCUGUUUACUUGCACAAUUACCCAAUUGAAUAUGCAACAAAAACUAAAAAGGGCCGAACUCCCCAGUAACAUUGCAUUUUGCCAAUCAGGAAUUCUAUCACGCAUACUACUGAUUAGACAUCAGCACAGAUAUUAAGGGCUUGCUUCUUAAAUGUUUGAAUGGCGAGCAAAUGUAAUGAGCGUUUUAGGCCCUCACAAUUUAUAUUUGAAUGUCGUGUCAAAGGAUAAAGCUGCAUGAUUUUUUUUUCUCGAACUUUUAAUUAACACAGCAAUGUUUUAGCCUCUAGCGAUCAUGUUUUUCAAGAAAAAAAAACUGCCAUAUUGUGUGCAUUUUUGGGGUGGCCUACAUCCCUCCCCUUAGUUCAGCUCGGCUUGUCUUACAGGUUUUUUUUUUGUUUGUUUGUUUUUUUAAAUACACAAGUGACUCGCAUAAUAGUUGCAUUCUGUGUUUGCAUAGUUUGGUUAGAAAAUGACAAAAUGACAGCUGAUCUGGUUGCUAGCAAAAAUUACAUUUGUAUCAGUUCUGUAAGACUUAGGUUCAGUAUAUCUACAGUUCCACUAACACUGUGAUACCAGAUAUUAAAUGUUGUUUUUUGUGAU